Liolophura sinensis is the source of this 2993-nucleotide messenger RNA. Its product is annotated as hsc70-interacting protein-like. Gene Ontology annotation, molecular function: Hsp70 protein binding; protein dimerization activity. The record is from RefSeq and is a predicted model, not a curated record. Lineage: Eukaryota; Metazoa; Mollusca; Polyplacophora; Chitonida; Chitonidae.
ACUGCGUGGUUAUCACAACGCUUUCAAGUAUCUCUAGUUAAUUGGCUGCAGCUCUCCAACGUCAAAAUGGAUAAGGAGCAGUUGGACUUGCUGAAGGACUUUGUCAAGCUGUGUGAGAAAAAUCCAAAUGUUCUUCAUCUACCGGAGUUGAACUUUUACAGAAUAUGGUUAGAAGGAUUAGGUGCCAAGCUACCUCCAUACAAACCUAAAGAGCCUGAGGCUGCUGACGGUGCAGGAGAAAAACCUGCUGAACCAGAAGAACCCACAAAGCCAAAAACACCCGAGGCGGAGCCAGAACCAGAGCCAGAACCUGAGCCUGAAAGUGAAGAAAGUGAAAUCGAGUUAGACAACACUGGUGUUUUGGAGAAUGUAGAGGAUGAUGGUGAACCUAAAGAGGAGAUUGAUGAAACUGUAGAGGUAACAGAGGAAAUGAUGGAUGAGGCUGAUGUCAAAAGGUCUCAGGCCACAAAAGCGUUCAGAGAAGGUCGUCAUGAGGAGAGUUUAGGGCUCUUCACAGAGGCCAUAAAGAAGAACCCACACACAGCAUCGCUCUAUGCUAAAAGGGCCAGCGUCUACGUAGCCAUGCAGAAGCCAUAUGCAGCCAUUCGAGACUGUACAAAAGCUAUAGAGCUGAAUGCCGACACUGCACAGCCUUACAAAUGGAGAGGGAAGGCAUACAGGUUGUUAGGCAAAUGGGAAGACGCCUAUCAUGACCUUACCACAGCAUGUAAACUAGAUUAUGACGAGGAGGCAAAUGCCCUUUUGAAAGAGGUAACACCGAACGCUUUGAAGAUUCUGGAACAUAAACGGAAGUACGAGAGAAAGCACAAGGAAAAAGAGAUCAAUCAAAGGAAGGAGCGAAUUAGGAAGGCCAGGGAGGAAUAUGAGAAAUCGAAACAGCAAAGUUCAUCUGGAGCAGGCGCUGGAGGCUUCCCAGGGGGAUUCCCAGGUGGUAUGCCAAGUGGAAUGCCGGGGGGAUUCCCAGGUGGAUUCCCAGGUGGUAUGCCAGGAGGGUUUCCGGGGGCAGGUGGAGCAGGGGCUGGAGGGGCCAUGCCUGAUAUCUCAAAGCUGCUCAGUGACCCUGAGAUCCUAACAGCAUUCCAGGACCCUGAAGUGGCAGCUGCCUUCCAGGAUAUCAGUACCAACCCGGCAAAUGCUGCCAAAUACAGCGACAACCCCAAGGUGCAAACUCUCAUCAACAAACUUGCCAACAAGUUUGGAGGAGCCCCACCAGGAGGAGCCUCUGCUUAAUUUGUUCUUCGUGUCCUGCCAUCCCCAGGGAAGGAGGCGGCCUUCUACAACCACAGCUCAUCUGGUGCAGAUCUACUUAACAGUUACAGUCCUCCAUUGAUGGACUGGCUAUACAGAGUUCUGUCCCCUUUUUUGAUUUGCAGUAUUUUGGUAGAAAUAAUAACUGAUAGAUGUACUAAGUCAGAAAUGACAAGUAAUCUUGUUGAUUCUUUUUUGUCUGGUGGUUACAGAUGAUUAGAUAACCUGUCUAAUGUGUUGUCCUCGUGCUUUGAUUCUAAAUGUACUAUGUACUAUGAUAAAUGUUGGAGAGCAGAAUUUGGGAGAAUGUGUGCUAAUUUGGGGAACUUUUAUUUCUUCCAUUUUCUGUUUUUACGUGCCAUUUUGUCGUAAUCUUUGACUGAAAUAUUUCUAAGUUGUCAAUAUUAAUAAGUCUUAAAAAGGUUCAGCUAAAACAUUGUUUUGCACAUAUUAUAAGAUAGUGUUUGUCUCUUGACUGAGGAUUGGUGUAUUAUCAGUUUGUUCUACAGGAUUUUAAAGAUUUUAUGAAUCAGGUGUAAUAACUUAGUGCUAAAACUCUGUGAAUUGUACUUUGGGCAUGAGCUUGAUAUGAUAACGCUGAAGUAAUGAAAAUAAAGAGCGCUAUGCAUCAAGACACCUUAGCAUUGUUACAUUCAUUAUAGGCUUGUGGUAUUAAGACACUUACUGUAGGAUUUGUUGAAACUACAUGUACAUCUGUGGGUGCCAUGAAUGAGUUUGAGAUUUUUUGUUCUGGUUUGGCAAGCUUAACAAAACAGGUUGUUGUCAAAAGACAGCUGUGUGUAUUUGGUAGAUUUUGUAUUAGAUCAUGCCAUAUUUUAAAGUUGGAAUUGUAUUAUUUCUGCAAUGAUGCCUUCAGAAGUAUUGAGUAGAAUUGACUUGGUAAUACACAUACUUGAAAUAUCACAAUCGUAAUGUGUACCUUCUCAGAUGAUCUUGUUAAUGUUUUGUGUUUUAAUGUGUACUAAAACUAGUAUCAUUUCCUUGUGGCAUUUCAGUGUUGGUUAACUAAAUAUUCAUGUACAACAUUAUGGACAAGUAGUUUUGAAUGUGACCUUUGUUAAAGUCAGAGUAUGGUGAAUGUACUUCAAAGCACAUGUACUGUUAUUGUUCUUAUUGUUUCAUUAUUAUCUUAUUGUUACAGCAUUAAGGUAAAUGAACUAUUGGGAUCUGUGCUGUGUACUCCGUGCACUUCCUCUUUCUGUAUGAAAUCUAGUCCACGCCUUACCUUUAUUCAACUUGUGUGUGGCCAUCGGUGCCGUCAAGAGAUUUACCAGUGAAGACAUCUACUUCGUUGCUGUUGUCCAUCUUGCUAAGUUCAGAUUACAUGGUCUACUCAUAUGUGUGUACAUUGUUCAUUUGGACAUCAAAUAGAUACAAAAACACAUUUCUGAUUUGCUUAGGAUUUCUCUUUAGCAGACAUCCUUUAGGAAAUUUAGUGUCUAAAUGUUCGCAAGAGUUAAAGAGGCUAUCAAAGAAAUAUUAAUCAGAUUAUUGGGAAUAGAAUCUGUUUGCUGAAUUAGCAACAAUUGUUUGAAUUCAGUACAUUUUAGUAUGCAGGUAACCUCAUCUCCAUGUGUUCCGUCUUCUUUCCUCCAUAAUUUUGUCAAACGUUAAAACAACUUUUUUGUAUUAAAGAUGCAUACAGAGGUGUUGUAUGGAAUAUGCACACUUUCACAGAAAUAAAGCUCCAUGUUUCAAGUUCA